Caenorhabditis remanei is the source of this 675-nucleotide messenger RNA. RefSeq lists its product as uncharacterized. Lineage: Eukaryota; Metazoa; Nematoda; Chromadorea; Rhabditida; Rhabditidae. Bases 1 to 675 code for a protein of 224 amino acids. The record is from RefSeq and is a predicted model, not a curated record. The transcript has 2 exons.
AUGUCUGGGCAAUUCGACGCUUCCAAGCAAAAACUGGCUGAUACCAUUCAAAAAGUGGGUUUCGCCGUUGCGACACCCAAUUAUGGUGGUCCAAUGGAGUCGUUCGAUUUCACUUCUCAGAAUUUAUAUGAGAUUUGGAAUCUUUUGAAGGAGAGUCAAAUGAAGGAUAAGGAGAUUCGGAAGUUGAAGAGUGUGAAUAUGAAAUUGGCGGAUAAUAAUAGGCAAUUAACACACAACGCCAUCAAAGCGCUGAAAACUCGUGACAAUAAAAUCCGCAACUUGACCGACGUCCUCAAAUCCAAUGACCACUACAAGAAGAAUUUGGAGUUGAAAGCUGAACUUGAUGCGUUGAAGUCUAGAUCAAAGUAUUGGAGCAAAAAAGAUUACGGUAGUCGCGUCGAGACCCGACGAGCUAUGUCGAAGCAAGAACAUUUUUUGACGUCGACGCCAGAUGAAGAAUUCAAGGGCUUCCAGACUCGAGAGGAGUUGGACAACGAUUUUAAGCAGUGGCGGAAAAAAGAAAGAGAGGCAGAACGGACAAUGGAACAACUGGUAGAUGAAAUGGAAGUGUGUGAGAAAGAUGAUAAUUUGGAGGAGGAGGAGGAUUCUGAUGGUUGGAAAAAGUUGGAUUUCAGCGAGGAGGAUGAGAAGGAAGCGGAAGGAAUUGAGAAAUAG